GUCUCCUUCUCUGCCUUCUCGUCUCGUCCCGACUGUCCCUUCUCUCCACACUCAAUCCCGUCAAAAACACCACUGAUCCUCGCCUUCCUCUCCUCGUCCGAAGCAGCUCUUUUCCGUCAUCUGCCCCUCUCUCCCUUCGCUGAUCUGCAGCACAUUGCCCCUCCAUUGCCGCAUCGUGAACCCUUCGCCCCACCAGGUGACCCAGAUCACGCCCAGCUUUCGCCGGCAGCUAUUCGCAUUGCAUUGCCUUUGUCCCCAACGUUUUUUGCAGAGUCCAUCCUCCUCGGCCCCUCGCCAUACAAUCAUCCACAAUGUCGGCGUACACAACCAACACUGGUGGCGGAGAGACGGAGAAGAUCAACACCAACAUCGUCACCCUCACCCGGUUCCUCACGGAAGAGCAGGCAAAACACACGGAGGCCACCGGAGAUUUCACCCUUCUCUGCCACGCCCUGCAAUUUUCCUUCAAGUCCAUCGCGUACUACAUUCGCCGCGCCACCCUCGUCAACCUGACCGGCCUGGCUGGAUCCUCCAACACAACAGGCGAUGACCAGAAGAAGCUGGAUGUCAUCUCCAAUGACCUCUUCAUCGAGGCCAUGAGGUCCUCGGGCAAGUGCGCCCUGCUCGUGUCCGAGGAAGAGGAGGAAGUCAUCUUCUUCCGAGAUGCCACUGGUGCCCGCUACGCAGUGGCCUGUGAUCCCAUUGACGGCAGCUCCAACCUGGAUGCUGGUGUGUCUGUUGGCACCAUCUUUGCCAUCCACAAGCUGCCUGAUGGUUCCUCCGGAACCAAGGAGGACAUUCUCAAGCCCGGCACCGAGCUGCUGGCCGCCGGUUUCACAAUGUACGGCGCCUCGGCCCAACUGGUCAUCACCAUGAAGGGAGGCAGCGUUAACGGUUUCACCCUCGACAACGGUGUCGGCGAGUUCAUCUUGACCCACCCCGACAUGCGCCUGCCCAAGUCCCGUGCGAUCUAUUCCGUCAACGAGGGUAACUCGCUCUACUGGGAGGACAAGACGAAGAAUUACUUCAACUCGCUCAAGGAGCUGCAGGACAAUGGCAAGCCCUACAGCGCCAGGUACAUCGGCAGCAUGGUCGCUGACGCGUACCGUACCCUGCUGUACGGCGGUGUCUUUGCUUACCCCGCCGACAAGAAGAGCCCCAAAGGCAAGCUCCGCAUCCUCUACGAGUGCGCACCCAUGGCGCUGAUCUUUGAGAACGCCGGUGGCCAAGCCGUCGACAGCAACAUGACCCGCCUGCUGGAGCUCGUGCCGGAGCACAUUCACGACAGGGCGGGUAUCUUCAUGGGUAGUUAUGACGAGGUUGAGAAGAUCAAGGCAUUCCACAGCUAAGUGUAGCGGAUCAAGGAGACAACGGAAAUGACAUGGUGUUUUACUCGGAUAGAAUGAAUUGGAUUCCUCCA
This is a messenger RNA of Verticillium dahliae VdLs.17, 1420 nucleotides long. Its product is annotated as fructose-1,6-bisphosphatase. Gene Ontology annotation, cellular component: cytosol; cytoplasm. Gene Ontology annotation, molecular function: fructose 1,6-bisphosphate 1-phosphatase activity. The record is from RefSeq and is a predicted model, not a curated record. Gene Ontology annotation, biological process: fructose 6-phosphate metabolic process; sucrose biosynthetic process; fructose 1,6-bisphosphate metabolic process. NCBI's taxonomy places the organism in Eukaryota, Fungi, Ascomycota, Sordariomycetes, Glomerellales, Plectosphaerellaceae. The coding region runs from base 312 to 1349 and encodes 345 amino acids. The transcript has 3 exons.